GCCUGAUUUCCGGUUCCUACCCGGCCCUGCGGGAAGCGGUGCAUUGUGGGCUGGCGUUUGUCCUUGUGGAGAACCGAAAGGAAGAUGGCCGGAGUGAGGGCUCUGAGGGCUUUCCAGCAGCUUUCACAGCGAACCUUCAGCACUGCAGCCCGCCGGCGAGUGGAGAAUAAGGUUCCUGAGAAGCAGAAGAUAUUUCAGGCGGACAAUGGGUUGCCAGUCCAUCUAAAAGGUGGUGUGAUGGAUGCUGUGCUGUACAGGCUAACCAUGGGUCUCACUGUUGUGGGUACAGUCUAUGUUAUGUACGAGCUCUUUGACAUUGCCCUACCCAAGAAGAAGUAACAUCGGCCUGCAGCCAGGUUGGAAGGCUUUGUUUCACUCCACAGCCCUGUCUGAAUGUUAAACUGUAACUUAUCAGGGACCUUAUUUUACAAGUGUCUGUUCACUGCUUAUGGGAACAGUCUUUAUUUGAUGAUGAAGCAUACAUAAUUAAAAGAAAGUGAUUUAUCACA
This is a messenger RNA of Hemiscyllium ocellatum (epaulette shark), 509 nucleotides long. RefSeq names its product cytochrome c oxidase subunit 7A2, mitochondrial. NCBI's taxonomy places the organism in Eukaryota, Metazoa, Chordata, Chondrichthyes, Orectolobiformes, Hemiscylliidae. Gene Ontology annotation, biological process: mitochondrial electron transport, cytochrome c to oxygen; regulation of oxidative phosphorylation; mitochondrial respirasome assembly. The transcript has 4 exons. The record is from RefSeq and is a predicted model, not a curated record. Bases 85 to 339 code for a protein of 84 amino acids.